CCAUUCCAGCCGCAGCCCCAGAGAAUGAAUGAAAUUGAAAUAGCUGCUACAUUACAUGUACAAUACCGGGCGCCGCAUCCUUGCAUUCUAUCAUACUACACCAAAAUGGCCACAGCGGUACAGAACCACCUCAAAUCGCAAUCUGGAGGUGCAGUCAUCAAGAACAGUCUUGGGGAAGAGUUCUACAAGGAGGCCAUUGAACACUGCCGAAGCUACAAUGCCCGUCUGUGUGCCGAACGCUCCAUGCGUCUCCCCUUCCUGGAUUCCCAGACAGGCGUGGCCCAGAGCAACUGUUACAUCUGGAUGGAGAAGAACCACCGUGGACCAGGUCAUGCACCAGGUCAGUUGUACACAUAUCCCGCUAGGUGCUGGCGUAAGAAGAGGCGGUUAAAUAUUCUGGAGGACCCUCGGCUUGUACCGAUUGAGUUCAAAAUUGACUAUGAAGCCUCCCUAAAGAAGGAGGGCGGUAUUCCAGAUGGUCCUGUGUUGGAGUCGCUGCUUGCCGGGGAUGCGCUGGACAAGAAGGUAGAAACGAAAGAGGAGGAGCCCAUGAGCGAGUGUCAGAAAUUGCUUGUCGGAGAUUUCCCUCACGAGCUAGAUGUGGACGAGAUGGAAGAAGAUGUUCCGAAGCGCAAGAACCGUACCAAAGCACGGGCCUGUGGGGUUGGUGGCAUGAGAAAGCGACAAGAGCCACCUGCUAUAGAAGACAGAGACAAGCCUUAUGUCUGUGACAUAUGUGGAAAGCGCUACAAGAACCGCCCAGGGCUGAGUUACCAUUACACUCACACACAUCUGGCAGACGAAGAGGGCGAGGAAGACUCAGAGAGGCACACACUCCCCUUCCAGCGCAAAAAUAACCACAAGCCCAAGAAAGCAGCAGAUGGCUCGGUUAUCGCCAAUGGAUACUGCGACUUUUGCCUUGGAGGCUCAAAGAAGACUGGCUGUCCCGAGGACCUUAUUUCCUGUGCUGACUGUGGACGCUCAGGCCACCCGUCCUGUCUGCAGUUCACAGUGAACAUGACAGCUGCAGUGAGGACUUAUCGCUGGCAGUGCAUCGAGUGCAAGUCCUGCAGCCUGUGUGGCACCUCUGAGAAUGACGUGCAUCUCCAAGACACUCCUUCAACUGCACCGGACCGCUCACCUUGGCGGAGACCGGUCUGCCAACCAAAUUGGCAAACACGUACCACGAGCCUAGCGCCGAUACGAAAAUCAGGAUCCGCCGUCAUCUGCGCCAUGGCGCAGGAUCAACUGUUGUUUUGUGACGAUUGUGACAGAGGUUACCACAUGUACUGCCUGAGCCCUCCUAUGUCUGAACCUCCUGAAGGAAGCUGGAGUUGUCAUCUGUGUUUGAGACAACUGAAGGAGAAGGCCUCAGCCUACAUCACCCUCAAUUAAUUAAUCUGGAGAGCUAGCUUUGCGUGCCUCAUCCUUUUGGCCCUUCAUCCCGUCCCAAACAUUCCCUCCGUCGCCCUCUGUCUGUCCGUGCUUGGGUUGCCCUUUCGAGAAGCACCGACGCACCCCCACGUUCCGACCCCUGCGACCUUUGACUCAGCACAGGACCCAGCGACUUCAUUCAAACAUCUCCUGAGGAGAGCUAUGCUGUAACUUCCAACGUCUAUUUGCUGCUCUGCUGUGAAUCGACGACAGAGACACAUCCACACACAAAAACACAUUUUUCUCGUCUGGUGCAGAAGAAUUCAUCAGCUGGCAAUAGGUUUGCUCACGAGACACUCCAGUCUGCCAAGGGCACUUUGGAAGAAUUCUACUCCAUUGGUGCCCCCUUAAGGGCCCUCAGAAGAGCCCUAAUGAUCUUUGGCUGCAACUCAUUCAAGUAGAGAGUGAGAAUUAACCAAGACGGAAAGGUGCGAAGCACAGGACGUGGCUCGGAAGACUCCGGAAAAACAACAGGGCCGGAUCUUUCACUCAUACAAACUUUGGAAAAUAAACUUUGAAGGGUGACGCAAUGAACUUUCUCCGUAAGAUCUUGCUGCCCUGAGCAGUUUCCAAUAAUUGUACAGAAUUCAGACACAUUCUAAAAGUAAACUCUUGAAGACAAUUUAACAUCUAGUGGAUGAUCUCAGAAUGGCUUUUGAAAGCUUAUAGUGUCCAUUUAAGAUUAACAUGUGGAAGAAGAGAGGGGAUCCACUCAAAUCAACUAUCUCUGAUCAAACACUGUAUUUGGGGCAGGGAAAUGACUGUUUAAAAAUCCUUCCACUUGGGUGAGACAAUGACUGUGAAGCCAACACAUCACCACGUGCUUGCAUAUCGUCCGUGUGUUGAGAAUGUAGGAUUGUCGUGUGCAGUUUGUCUGGCCUUUUUUUUUUUUUUUUUUUCUAAAAAAAAGGAUUCAUUUUUAUUAUUUUUCAUUUGCAUGUUGUUGUUUUUUUUUGAUUGUUUGGGAAAUGUAUCGUUUAUAAUUGAACAGGAAAGAAAGCACACUUAAAUCGCAAUAAUGUCUUUGUGAUAAAAGCUGUUUUGGCCAAAUUAGGCGUGUUUUAAAAUGUGUGUGCGUGGGUGCGUUCGUGUGGAUCCGAGUAGUAGUUGUAACUGGCUCCAAACUCAAUGGGAGCUACUUUAUGUGAGGUGGUAGCAGUUGAGUAGGGGGGAUGUCAUUUGAAUGUGAGAAAAACAACAACAUUUUACUUGUCAAGCAUUCCGGCAGUGAUGCGGGUGAGACUGAGUCGUCGUUUUAAACAGGAAACGUUACAAACUAGGAUUAUUUUCGUGCAAAACCAAAUUCAAAUGAGUCUCGGAGUUCACACUGUGACGCACAUCAGUCUACCAGCCAUUCCACAACACCAACUCUCAAGUGAUACAUGAUUAUUUUUGCGCUGUUUUGCUGUCUACCUCUCUUUUUUAUUUUUUUUUCAUGUCCCUCAAUAUUCAGGGGCUCAAAUUGUGGAACCAACUGCAGUUUUUCUCUUUAUUAUUCAAUUUACUCUGUCUAAAAUAAUCAUAUUUUAUUUUAGUAUUUUAAUUUAAUUUGUAUUUAUUAAUAAUAACCACUCCAAUAACUCAAGCUCAGUAUGACCAGCUGUAGUUGCAUCCAAAUGCAUCUCUCUCUCUCUCUCUCUCUCUCUCUCUCUCUCUCUCUCUCUCUCUCUCUCUCUCUCUCUCUCUCUCUCUCUCUCUCUCUCUCUCUCUCUCUCUCGCUCUCUCUCAGCACAACAAACCACUAAAACCAGCAUGCACAUUUGUGUCACUCAACUAGAGAAAGUACAAUGUUUCAUUAAAGAUGCAAAGUCGUAGAUAUUUUGGGGAGGAAAAAUAAUAUCCUGAGCCAGGAUGUCUGGCUGACCUGACAGGAAACUCACAAACUAAUUUAGGAAAUGAUUUUAACCAAACAGGAUUCAUUUUUCCAAUCAUCAGUGAGAUUUAAACGUAGAUACAAAGAGUGCAAAAGGGAAAUAUCAUUUUCUGUCAUUUGUUCUGUGCAAGUCUUAACUCAUCAUCAGAUGUUUGUAGAACAGUACAGCACAGAGCUCCACCAAAGUCAAGCAAAAGUAACAAUUUAAAACAAGGAACAAUCAGUGAUGAGCGCCUAUUAAUGUUUUGUUAGUGCAUCUGUUCAUUAGUGAGCGUAUUUCCGGGUUUAUGGGGGGUGAAGAACCAACUGGCAGUGCCAUUAUGUUCUGGGGAGCUGGCAGAUCCGUUAAUGCCAUGCAGCCUCAAAUGGUGAAAAUGCAAUCCUGUAUCUGCAACUUUACCAAGUUUGCUUUGGUACGUUCUGCAUUAUCUGUUGAACUCUCCUAUUAAAGUCUCUGAGGUUGUCAUGCUGGUUAAAUCCACAGUCGUAUGAGUGUAAAAUCUUGAUCUGAGUGGAAAUAGCAGACUGAAUGUGUGAUUGAGAGAAUGUUUGUAUUUUUUUUUUUUUUGAUGGAUGGUAACUGAAAAACCUUUAAAAUGAAAAGCUUUGCUGGCACUUAACGUUGGGAGUCAUUUUUUGAUUGUAUGAUGUGAGAAGGAGAUGGCAGCCAUUUUGUGAGACAAACACUAUGUUUUGUAAAUGGAAAUCUAAAACAUCCCAUGACCCAAUUUCAAAAUGUGGUGUGGCAAGGUCAGAGUUGAUCCUUU
Messenger RNA from Syngnathus acus (greater pipefish), 4074 nucleotides. RefSeq names its product D4, zinc and double PHD fingers family 1 (gene dpf1). The record is from RefSeq and is a predicted model, not a curated record. Gene Ontology annotation, biological process: nervous system development. The transcript is spliced from 13 exons. NCBI's taxonomy places the organism in Eukaryota, Metazoa, Chordata, Actinopteri, Syngnathiformes, Syngnathidae. Gene Ontology annotation, cellular component: nBAF complex. The coding region runs from base 25 to 1395 and encodes 456 amino acids.